Molecule: messenger RNA, 669 nt
Organism: Rosa chinensis
Lineage: Eukaryota; Viridiplantae; Streptophyta; Magnoliopsida; Rosales; Rosaceae
Exons: 2
Coding region: 194-400 (68 amino acids)
Source: RefSeq, a predicted model, not a curated record
AAAGGUUGAGGACGUGCCCCUUCAGCCACCGCGCACGUGCACUAUUUGCCCUUAAGCUGUAAAUUACUCGGAACCCCAAAUUGAACGAUUGAAGAGGCGAUCGGGUUUAUCAAGGGUUUUGGAUUGAAUUCAGACUUUGUUACGUUUCACAAUUCAGCACAGACUGAGAUUGCUGUCGCAUUUACUGGUAGAUAUGGCUGGGAUUUCGGGAUUUAGGGGCCUUGCACCUAAAACAAAGAAUGUUAUAGUUGCUGGGGGCUUGACAGCUUUUGUCUUUGGCGUGUACUUCUACACCAUGAGAGCUGUUGGAGGUACAGAUGAACUACAAGUGGCUAUAGAUAAGUUUGAGGGAGACAAAGUCCAGAAACAGGCUGAAGGAAGCAUGCCGUCAAAGGUUUGAUCUUAUAAAUCAGUUUGUAAUAAUGUAGCAGAGAACUAGGUAACCAAGGCUGUGAAAGACAACCUUGCAGCUCUUUAUUUACUUUUUUCAAAUGAAUAUGCAAUAUUUUUCUUCUUGGUAAUACAUUUAAGUUUUGUUGUGACCUAAGCCAUAGUUUAUGAUUUUGUCCACCACUCCGUGGAAUGUCUAAGCAAUCAGAAAGAGGGAUUUUGCAGAAGCACUUAUAUGCAUGCCCGGUGUAAUUUUGGAUCAUUAUGGAUGUUGUUGAA